AUGAAGGCUAUUGCUCUCCCUGUCGGAAUUACUGCCCAAACCAGCGAGGAGCAGCGAAACAAGAUUACCCGGGCCACUGAGAGCAUCGUCGCUCAAUUGGUCGAAGGUGGCGUUCGCGCCGAAGCCGAUCUCAGAUUUGCGGCCGUUUGGCUUCUGGUCCUCUCCGAAUACACCCGCCACAUCAACGAGCUGUACGAAAAGUUGCUCUCCCAUGAACCGGACGAACUUCUUUGCGUGCUUGCCGAUAGAAGGUAUAAGCACGACGAAUCCAACAAUUUUCUUAAGAUCCCAUCCUACUCUUUCCUGUCAACGCGGCGCUCU
Molecule: messenger RNA, 321 nt
Organism: Mesorhabditis spiculigera
Lineage: Eukaryota; Metazoa; Nematoda; Chromadorea; Rhabditida; Rhabditidae
Source: the annotation of a GenBank genome assembly